This is a messenger RNA of Puntigrus tetrazona (Sumatra barb), 1121 nucleotides long. It is a transcript of the gene atoh1b, whose product is annotated as atonal bHLH transcription factor 1b. The coding region runs from base 74 to 769 and encodes 231 amino acids. Lineage: Eukaryota; Metazoa; Chordata; Actinopteri; Cypriniformes; Cyprinidae. The transcript has a single exon. Gene Ontology annotation, molecular function: protein dimerization activity. The record is from RefSeq and is a predicted model, not a curated record.
CCUGUCUAAAGGUAAAGGGCCCACCCAAGACAAGGAGUUCAGCUCUCUCCGUAAAACUUUUUUUUUAGCAGAAAUGACAGCAAAAGCCAAAAUUUUGCAGUGGUCCGAUGGAAAAUUUCGCGAGAGGCCGGAGGAGUUUACCCUCUCUGAACAUCCGAGGUUGACCCGCAGUGACCCACGGGCCUGGAUGUCCUCCGCGUCCCCCGCGUACUCGCCCUCAGGUGACCACUACGCACACACGCCGGUGGACGCCGCCAUGGACAGGUACAUCUCCGGAGCCAGCAGUCCUCUGACGGCGGAAUCCGAUCUGGGAGGACCUAAAGCGCACGGUGGGGCCAAGCAAAACCUCACCGGACCUCAGAAACACAGACGCGUGGCCGCUAACGCCAGAGAAAGGCGGCGGAUGCACGGACUGAACCGAGCAUUUGACAAACUCAGGAGCGUCAUUCCUUCUUUGGAAAACGAGAAAAAACUGUCCAAAUAUGACACCCUGCAAAUGGCGCAGAUUUACAUCACAGAACUAUCCGAGCUGCUGGAAGGCGUCGUGCAGUCGGAGUGCAGAGGUCUGCGGGACGGAUGCGUCGCGUCUGGUAACCAUGGUAACCUUGGACCCAGGGGUUCGGCUCAGACUUUGAGGAGCAGCAUCCCUUACGCAAUGGACGCGCCUUCUAAUUUUGCUCCCGAGAAAAAAGAUGUCACGUCCAACGCGAGUGACGGCGAAUCGUCUCAUUUCAGCGACAUAGAAGAGGGACACACUGCAGGACGCUGAUGGCUUUGCUGGAUUGACUUUGAGACUGCGGCACUCUGAUGAAUGAUCAAUUAUUUGUCUGUGUUUUAGUAGACACUGAAAGAACCAAAUAGAUAGGCCCUGCGGAUGAUGGUUAGCUCUAGACGACGUUUCAUUAGGCAAUUGAUAAAACUACUGAAAACUCUCAAGAAAGGGAAGAAACAAAAAAUGAGGAAAACACCUACAAGCCCUUUAGUUGCACUUUAUGACAUCUACAUUUGGAUUUUUUCACUUCACAUGUACAAAACCUCCAUCGGUAAUGACGAAAAUGUUAUUUAAGUAUCUUUGUGAUUUUUUAUUACCUCAAAACUUUAAUAAAGAUUUCUUUUCGUAU